UGGAUGGGUAGCAGAGUCAGCAUCCUCGCACCAAUUGCCAUGAGCGAAACACAUAGUUCUUGCUUUGGGUGCUUUGGCUUGGCGAUCCUGGCUUGGCUCGCCCUAGGCUACAGCCAUUCCUUUGCUGCAGUGGUGCUUCUUCUGCUUUUCUAUUACGCUUUCGUCCCAGGGUUCGGCCACAAAGGUCCUGUGCAGACAAAGUCUCAGCAUCAGCACACCACCGCGGUCCAACCUCAGGGAUAUCAGGAUCCAUUGCGAUGGACAUUCCUCCCCUCCAACGGCGUACAGCGGGCAAACACUUUGGAGCCCAGCACAUAUGAAAACGACCUAUGCGUGCUCAAGUGUUUGGCCAUGCACCGGCCUACACAUGAACCAUGGCGAGAGGCGGCUGGGAACUAUCCCUAUGCGUGGCAUCUCCAUGGGCGCAAGAGAUUGUGGGAGAUCCGCGUGCAGAUGCGCUUGAAGGAGGUGCCCAAGAGCAAACUCUACUUUGGGAUUGAACUCGCAGAUUGUGAGGCUGCCUCGGCCACCGCACGGCAGAUGAAGGCCGUUCUCAUCAGAGCCGUCCAAGGCGUGAUUGGCGACUUCUACUACUCAGAUGGGGAAGAUCCCUCAGAGGUGAUGCCAGGUGAAGAGGUGGAACCCUCCACUUUCGUGAUGCCACUCUGGGCAUUCGACCAGUUCGUGGUCUCUGAGGCUGGAGAGGAGCCUGAAAUCACUGGGGACUUGACCAAUGUGGGCAUGCUUCGGAAAGACGGCCUCAAGGCCUAUGCAAAGGAGUUGCAGAAGUGUAUCAAUGAGUUCUCCAAGGACAAGGUUUAUACCUUCUGCAUCUGGGGCAUUUCCCAAUUCCUGGAUUGCAUCCGCUGGGAAGUGGGCGGAAUCUUUCCUGGUAUGACGGCCAACUUUUCGCGCUUUGGGUUGAAGGUGAUCAACAUUGCAAUCUAUGAGAUGCCUGGAGAACACCCAGAUGCCAGGCACUUGAGGUCGCGAAAGAGAUACUUUCUGAACGUGGCAAUGUGGAGCAUUUUGCAUUCUCCAGAGAAGAGACUGCUCGAUGAGUUUCUGGGUCCCGAUGAGAUUGAGGAGACCAAGCCGCAGAGCCCGAGAGCCAUGGACGUGUUCGCUUGCUGCUCAGGCCUGUCGAGGGUACGCCUGUGAGCGGGGCUUUUCCAGCUGGCCGAACGGCCAAGCAGCGGUUUUCAGCCCACUAAUUUUCGUGGAACUCUGCAUGCGUUGAGCCAAGCAAAAGGCUUGGGUGGGGUUGCGUCUUGGAAGCAUGGGAUGAAAUGAAGUUGUGGG
Molecule: messenger RNA, 1302 nt
Organism: Durusdinium trenchii
Lineage: Eukaryota; Dinophyceae; Suessiales; Symbiodiniaceae
Source: the annotation of a GenBank genome assembly